GUCCAUCAUCUGCAUGGAAACACAUCUAUGGAGAGGAGAUCCAGCCUGCUGAGGCUCCAUCUGAAUCACUGCAGCUACAGUGGAUGUUUGAGUGACAGGACUGAAGCAGUGAUGUGGGGCCGGCUGGACUUCAUUCCACAGACGAGCUCUAACAGAGUGCGGAGCUGAACUCUGAGCAGUGUGAGAGUGUCAGCACAGUGAGAGCUGCUGACAGAGGAACAUGAAGAUGUUGGUGGUGUUUGUGAUCCUCCUGCACGUUUCCCAGCAUGCCCUGGCUGUGGUGGUGGAGGUGUAUGAGAAGGAAAGGUCUGUCCUGCUGCCCUGUCAGUCCUCAGGUUCUAUGUCUGAUGGCCCCACAGUGAUGUGGACUCGCAGUGAUCUCGAUCCCAAAUCUGUCCACCUGCUCCGAGAAGGAGGAGAUGAUCUUAGAGGACAAAACCAGCGUUACAGCGGACGCACAUCAGUGAGGUCUCAUGCUCUGGACUCUGGAGACUUCAGCCUCACUCUGAGAGAACCACAACUGACUGACAGCGGCAGCUACACCUGCUCCAUCAGUGCUGGAAGACAGGAACAGAGACUGACAGACAUCCAGCUGCAGGUCAAAGACCAGUACGUGGAGGUGAAGGUGGAGGAAGGCUCAGAGUCUGUCAUCCUGCCCUGCAAAACCACACCUGACCUGCCCGAGGACACCAGGGUGGAGUGGACUCGCUCUGACCCAGAACCCGUGUACAGAAUCCAAACAAAGAUGAAUGAAGACCUGCUGAGAACUGGAGACCUCAGUCUGACCCUGAAACAGCCCACAGAGAGAGACACAGGAGGAUACAUCUGCACCAUCUACAGGGACAAAGACAUCCUGAGACAGAAACUAGUGCUGCAGGUCAAAGAACCAUUUCCAUUCUGGGCCAAAGCUCUCCUGGUUGUCCUGGUUCUCCUGGUUCUUCUUCUGGUUUCUGGAGGUCUUUUAUAUCAUUUUUGGCACUAUUUCAUGACAAUCCCCAAGGUGAAGGUUAAGUCAGAGGUGGAGUCUGUCCAGCUGCCCCUCAAAACCACAGUUCAGCUGCCUGAAGAUGCUGAAGUAGAGUGGACGGACAUAAUUGGCAGGGAGGUCCACCUGUAUCAGAACAGCUCUGCCCAGCAUGAAGAACAGCACAGACGUUACAGAGAAAGAACAGAGAUGAAUGAAGACCUGCUGAGAACUGGAGACCUCAGUCUGACCCUGAAACACCCCACAGACAGAGACACCUAUACCUACAUCUGCACCGUCUACAGCGAGGAGGGAAACAUCCUGCUGAGGAAAGAAGUGGAGCUGAAAGUCAAAGUCUGUAAGGUAGAUGUGAAGGAGGGGGCGGAGUCUGUCCAGCUGCCCUUCAAAACCACACAAACCCUGCCUGGAGAUGCUGCAGUGCAGUGGGAGCGUUAUCAACCUAUACCAAUCAAGUGGGUCCACGGGUACGAGAACAGGUCUGACCAGCCUGACAAACAGAACCAGGUUUACAGAGGCCGAACCGAGAUGAAUGAAGACCCGCUGAGAACUGGAGACCUCAGUCUGACCCUGAUGUACCCCACAGAUGGAGACAGUGGGAGAUACAGAUGUGGAGUCUCACUUGAUAACUUCCAAAUCACAGUAAAAUCAGUGCUGCUCAAAGUGAAAGUCUGUCAGGUGGAGGUGGAGGAGGGGGCGGAGUCUGUCCAGCUGCCCUUCAAAACCACUGAAAACCUCCCUGGAGAUGCUGAAGUGCAGUGGUGGUGCGUUGCUCCAUUAAAGUGGGUUCAUGUCUAUAAGAACAGCUCUGACCAGCCUGACAAACAGCACCAGGAUUACAGAGACCGAACGAAGAUGAAUGAAGACCUGCUGAGAACUGGAGACCUCAGUCUGACCCUGGAUCAGCCCACAGAGAGAGACAGUGGAGAAUACAGAUGCGGAGUCUACAUUGCUGGUGACAUACUGAGAUACAAAACAGUGGUGCUCAAAGUCAAAGGGAGAGCUCAGGUCCAGGAUCAAACAGGGAUCAUCAGGAACAGAAGCAGCUCCACUGAUCCGACUGCUCUGAUGGCUGAUCAAUCAGUUUGAUCUAUCUGUUCUCUGAUUAUUGAUCAGUGAUGUCAGAGUGGAGUCAGUGUGAUGUUGUUGUGUGUUUGAGUCUUUUAGUGUCCAUGAAGGUCUCUGCUGCCGUAGAUCCUCUGAACUAUGACAGAGGUCUCACUCUGGAGGAAACUCUCAGCACUUUCCAGCAGCUCCUCCAUCGUGGAGGACGUUCCCUCACUGGAACAGGUGGAGGAGAGAGGAGAGGAAGCACAGGUGGAUGCUCUGAGGAAGAGGAGGGGAUUUAUGUAUCUGGUUUGUUAAUAAAUUUAAUUUUGUAAUCUUUCUUCUGUAACUAUGAAUCCAUGGGUGAAGGCAAAUGAUCCACUGUGGCAACUGCAGAAUGGAGGAGCCGAAAGAAGAUGAUUUACUUAUGAUUUUACUUUCACUCCUAUUUUAAGGCUCAUCUCAAACAACCCAGACCUGUGAUCACUUUUUAACUCAGUAUUCUUUACAUUUAUCUUUUGUUGUAAAUUAUCAUGUGACCUUCUUAGGGACUACACAUUGAAAUGAACAGCUUAACAAAAAUCUGACAGAUUUAUAUCUUAUAUUUUAACAUGCACUGUUCCUGUUAAAAAAUUUAAAAUAGGGACAGCGCUUGACUGGGGUCGUGAAUCGCCACUUUAUCGUGGUGGAGGGGUUUGUGUGUCCCAGUGAUCCCAGGAGCUAUGUUGUCCAGGGGCUUGUCCCCGUAGUAGGGUCUCCCAUAGCAAAUUGGUCCAGGGUGAGGGGCCAGACAGCGAUUGGAAAGACCUCUAUGGAAGGAUAGGGUUACCAGGGCCCCACCCUGAGGAGGGAGCUCCAGGAAGAGCGUGUGGUGAGAGUGAAGAGAAGACAUGAGUCCUACUCUUUCCCUCCAAUAGUGGUGGAUAUCUGUAACUAUAUAUAUUUCACACACUGCCUGUACUAUUUUGUCCCUAAUAACCCCAUGUACUCUUUGUGCUUUCUCUUCCCUUAUACUGUCGAUAUUUUCUCUCCUCCUUCUUCUGCUUGUACUUCUUCUCUCCCUAGCUGUCUUUAUCAGCUUCUUAUAUGGUCUAUAACUUUUCCCCCCACAUUUAGCAGUAAUUAUUCUGCUCCUCAUAUGUAAGUAUGGUUAAUGUGGUCUCUUAACGGACCUCUACUUUGUCCUUACUAUGUGUAUUAUUGUAUGGGGAUAUAUUUACUCGUAUUGUUUAUCACUUAUACUUUGUAGUGUCAUUAGUUUUAUUACAUGAGCACUUAUUAUUCUUACUAGGGAUGGAACGAUACCACUUUUUUUUUAUGUCAGAUACCGAUAUUUUACAUUUGGAUAUCGCCGAUACGAUACCAAUCCAAUCUUUUUUGUAUUAUUAUUUUUUUAAAUUGUUUUUAAAUGCCUGCAUCAAUUUUACAUAAGUCAACAGUCUCACACACAACAAAAUCAAAAUC
Molecule: messenger RNA, 3493 nt
Organism: Archocentrus centrarchus (flier cichlid)
Lineage: Eukaryota; Metazoa; Chordata; Actinopteri; Cichliformes; Cichlidae
Exons: 9
Coding region: 221-2071 (616 amino acids)
Biological process (GO): positive regulation of T cell proliferation; cell surface receptor signaling pathway; T cell costimulation
Cellular component (GO): external side of plasma membrane
Source: RefSeq, a predicted model, not a curated record